This is a messenger RNA of Striga hermonthica, 1713 nucleotides long. The record is from the annotation of a GenBank genome assembly. NCBI's taxonomy places the organism in Eukaryota, Viridiplantae, Streptophyta, Magnoliopsida, Lamiales, Orobanchaceae.
AUGAAACGAGACUAUCACUACUCGAAUCGAGAGAUUUUCUCCAGCUCAGGGAGCUCAGGGUCGUCCUCCGGCAAGGGAAAGAUGUGGCCGGACGAUGGCGGCGGCGUCGACGAGCACUUCGCCGCCCUCGGAUACAGUAUGAGGUCCUCCGACAUGGCCGAGGUCGCGCAGAAGAUCGAGCAGCUGGAGGCCAUGGGGACGGCCCACCAAGGCGGCCUAGGCUCCGGCACCACCGUCCACUACAACCCGUCGGACAUCUCCUCCUGGCUCGAGUCCAUGCUCUCCGGCUUCAACCCCGACCCCGCCCUCGACUCCUCCUCUCCGGAUCCCUUCCUCGAUUCAUCCACCAUCACCGCCGCCGCCGUCGACAACGGCGCCAGCGUCAGCAGCCGACCGGUUGACCUUGAUGAUUUCGGAUCGGAUCUCAUCGCCAUACCCGGGAAGGCUGUCUUCCAGCCGCCUCUCCCUCCCCCGCCGCAGGCGAAGAAGCUCAGAACGUCGUCGUCGUUCCCGGAAACUCCGGUCAGGGCUCUGCAGGUGGAUCCGGUUUUUUCGGAUCCGGCUCGGCCUGUCGUCCUGGUCGACUCGCAGGAAAACGGCGUCAGGCUCGUCCACACCCUUAUGGCCUGCGCCGAGGCUGUACAGCAGGAGAACUUCAAACUCGCCGAGGUCUUGGUAAAGAGCAUCGGAUCCCUCGCCGUCUCUCAAGCCGGGGCCAUGAGAAAAGUAGCUACAUACUUCGCCGAGGCCCUGGCGAGGAGGAUUUACAGGCUGUGCCCCGCAAAUCCACAGGACUCGGCCUUCACCGAUGCCCUGCAGAUGCAUUUCUACGAGACAGGCCCUUACCUGAAAUUCGCCCAUUUCACGGCGAAUCAGGCGAUCCUCGAGGCCUUCGCCGGCAAAGAUAGGGUCCACGUCAUCGAUUUCAGCAUGAAGCAAGGGAUGCAGUGGCCCGCCCUCCUUCAGGCUCUGGCCUUGAGGCCCGGCGGCCCGCCUAGCUUCCGGCUCACCGGAAUCGGGCCGCCGCCGCCCGACGACACCGACCACCUGCAGGAGGUGGGCUGGAGGCUGGCUCAACUAGCGGAGACGAUAAACGUGGAGUUCGAGUACAGGGGCUUCGUGGCAAACUCGCUCGCGGAUCUCAACGCCUCCAUGUUCGAGGUGCGGGAAGGGGAGACGGUGGCCGUGAAUUCUAUUUUCGAGCUGCACCCGCUGCUGGCCCGGCCCGGCGCCAUCAACAAGGUCCUGCAGGUGGUGCGCGAUUUGAAGCCCGAAAUCGUGACCGUGGUGGAGCAGGAGGCGAACCACAACGGGGACGUUUUCCUGGACCGGUUCAACGAGUGCCUGCACUACUACUCAACCCUCUUCGACUCGCUGGAGAGCGAAGCCGGCGCCGGCGGCGAGGAGGCGGUGAGCGUUGAGGAUAAGGUGAUGAGCGAGGUCUACUUGGGGAGUCAGAUUUGCAAUGUGGUGGCCUGCGAGGGGGCGGACCGGGUGGAGAGGCACGAGACCCUGGACCGGUGGAGGGAACGGCUCAGGUCGGCCGGGUUCGAGCCGGUCCACCUGGGAUCGAACGCUUACAAGCAGGCGAGUAUGUUGUUGGCGUUGUUUGCCGGUGGGGAUGGUUAUAUGGUUGAGGAGAACAGUGGGUGUUUGAUGUUGGGGUGGCACACCAGGCCGUUGAUUGCCACCUCGGCAUGGAAACUCAGUUGA